This is a messenger RNA of Cololabis saira (Pacific saury), 1472 nucleotides long. RefSeq names its product DUF4554 domain-containing protein (gene top6bl). Lineage: Eukaryota; Metazoa; Chordata; Actinopteri; Beloniformes; Belonidae. Gene Ontology annotation, biological process: meiotic DNA double-strand break formation. The record is from RefSeq and is a predicted model, not a curated record. The transcript is spliced from 12 exons. The coding region runs from base 30 to 1292 and encodes 420 amino acids.
CUGCCGGCCCCUGGUGUGCAGGGGUUGAAAUGGAAACACUUCAGUCUGAGUUGAAGAACAGCUUGUUCCCCUGUGAUUCGUCAUGUCCUGAACCCAAUCCUGAGGAACUGAGCGCCUUUGCAGAUCUCUACGGUUCACUCAGAUUACUGCUGUCUUUUCAGAUGAGUGAUGCAAGACUUUGGUCUGCAGACUGCCAAGCUCAUAUUGAGGGAUUUUUUAAGACAUUCAGUUUGACCAAUGCAGGGAUAAAAAUCCACCUCAAAUUGAAAUUCAAUGAACGGACCUCACAACAAGAAUUUAGAGUUGGGAUCAAGAAGAAAAUUUCACUGGCAGACCAACUGUCACUGAUGUUGGAUUUAUCUCAUUACGCAGAGCCUCCAAGGGUUGUGAAGAGAGGAUCCUGGUGUCAGGGAGUACAUCCUGUCGUCGGAGUAAGGCUGCCACUCAGCAUCCCACCACAAGCCAUGAACCGAGGCUUGUUCGGAGAGCUUAGUGUCCAGAUGGUUACGCUCCUGAGCCCCUGUGUGCUGCAGUACCCCAACCUGCUUACAGAGCUGAGAGACAUACAAAUAUCCUUUUUUUUUAAAUUAAGUGUCCUUAACAUGGCAUGUUUCCACGUGUUGGUAUACAGCCCGAGUAAUAUCCCUCUGCCAGGACCAUCUGGUUUCUUCCAAACCAUUGCGGCUUCUCUGGACUGUCAGCAGCUGGGUGUCCACAAACUUUAUUGUUCCUCCGUCAAAGUCUUCCCUGCAGAUCUUGUGCAAAGCUCUGGCACUGUUUACAGAGUAGAGCAAGAAAAUAUGGAUGGUGCAGAGCAAGAAUCAAGUUAUCCACCAGUGCAGCAGCGUCUCCAACUCUUCCUUUUCUUACACCAUAGGGACCCCUUCAUCUCCCAGAUUAGUGAUUUAAUGGACACAGAGGUGUUGAUAGAGCACCACCUGGAGGAUAUUCUGAACAACAACAGGCAGGCAAUGACAACAGCCCUGCAGACUGAGCUUGGGAACACACUGAAACCCCAAAAUCAGAGAAAACAGAAGCAACAAGAGAAGCUGCUUUCAGCUGAGGUGAUUCUCACUUCCACCAUUAGUAUCGUGAGCUGCAGCAGUAACAUGGACUUCAGAAACACCUGCUUGAACCGCAUGAAGGUGCAUGACACUCAUGAAUUACUAGCCUCCCUCCGUGAAUCUCUGUUGAGAGCGACAUCAUGGAAAUUCGUUCCCUCGGGCAGGUGCUACAAUGCACAGAUAGAGGCACAUCUUGAGAGUAAUGAGCCGACCAGAACUGAAAUCUGAAGACGUCUGUGGGUUUCCUGAAAGCGUUUUGUUCUGGCUAUGGAGGCAUUUCAGAUAUGAAAACAUUUUUGUUAUUUAGACUGAUGUUUGUAUUGUAAAAACUGUAUAAUACAUGUUUAAAGACAGUGGUGAAGAAAUAAGUUAAUGUUACACCAUAUGUUAUUGUGAUUUAUCACUGUU